This is a messenger RNA of Juglans regia (Persian walnut), 544 nucleotides long. RefSeq names its product late embryogenesis abundant protein 1-like. The transcript is spliced from 3 exons. Bases 77 to 343 code for a protein of 88 amino acids. Lineage: Eukaryota; Viridiplantae; Streptophyta; Magnoliopsida; Fagales; Juglandaceae. The record is from RefSeq and is a predicted model, not a curated record.
AACAAACAACAUAGAACAUCCAUUGAGGAGGAAACAUUCUAGUUCUUAUUUUUAUCGAACCGAGCCAAGAAAGAUCAUGUCUACCACAGAGCAACAUUUCAAGGCAGGAGAAUCCCAUGGCCAGGGCCAGGCAACGGCUGAGGAGUGGAUGCAAUCCACAAAGGAUGCAGCCAAUGCAACAAAAGACAAGACCGCUGAUGCAACUCAAUCAGCCACGGAAUCUGCCCAACAUGGGAAGGACAAAAGUGCUAGCUUCAUCCAGCAGAAAGGAGAACAGAUGAAACACAUGGCUCAGGGCGCUGUAGACAGCGUGAAGAGCACACUCGGAGUGGGUGACAAGUAAUGUUGAUAAUAGAAGAUCCAACAUCUACAUAUCAUAGUUCGUUGUUGUGAUAGUAUAUCGUUUAAGAUUCUGGGUGGCUUGUAAUAAAGCUUCUUCUUUUUAGUUUUUCAUUUGUUUUCCUUUUCGAUUCAUAUAUAGCCAUAGCGGGAGAUGUAAUAAAGGCUUAAUUACAAUAUUAAUGCAAAUAAGAAGCUUUAAUUU